This is a messenger RNA of Episyrphus balteatus (marmalade hoverfly), 3222 nucleotides long. RefSeq names its product striatin-interacting protein 1 homolog (gene Strip). The transcript is spliced from 3 exons. Gene Ontology annotation, biological process: cytoskeleton organization. The coding region runs from base 298 to 2862 and encodes 854 amino acids. Gene Ontology annotation, cellular component: cytosol. The record is from RefSeq and is a predicted model, not a curated record. Lineage: Eukaryota; Metazoa; Arthropoda; Insecta; Diptera; Syrphidae.
CUUGUCAAAAAGUGAAUUUUUUUGUACUCUCGAAAGAAAUAUCUUCCUUAAAUUUGUUCUUCAUUGUUAAAAAUUAUUAAAAAAUCAUAAAAAUUUAAUUCGUUUCACCAAUAAAUCCCCAUCAUAAAUGAAUUCAAACAUUACCUCAAUCAACGAAAAAGGUUUCUAAUUGUGAAAAAUGAUUUUAAAUCACUAAACACGCCCCAAAUAAAAUUUAGUUUUUUUGCAUCCCCAAACAUUUUGCAAAUCACACAAAAAACAAAAGGGGUCUACUGUGCUACUGCUGGUGGCCUAAUAAUGAAGAAUAAUUCAGACGAAAUGCUAUCGUCAAUAAACAACUCCUUCGAACAGGAGGCACACGAUAUCGAUGGCAAUUACGAUGGACCCGAUUUAGAUUUCAUUUAUAGCGAUGUCGAUUCGUAUCAAAAUGAAAUUGCCGAACUUUAUAGUUACACAGAGUUUGGAGAGUUCCAAUUGAAUGUUAAGGCUUUUGAAGAUCAAAUGGAAAUGUACAAUCUGCCGCCAAAUUGGCAGAAACAAGAUUUUACUACACAAAAAUCAAUUAUAAUGAAGUUGAUUGAUCAAUUGGAAGUUUCCAAUCGAACAUUCCGCAUGCAAGCAGCUCGCUGCAUUCUUUAUUUAGCUCAGGGAUGUUGGGCAGAGGUUCAAUCGGACGAAGAGCAACACCAGAAUACGAGAGACAAUGUAAUUGUCCUCUAUGAGUUGGGUGUUUUUGCCUCGUUCAUUGAUCUCUUGAAUAUGGAGAUCGAUUCGGCUGCGUCGGCCGAUUGUGCGGCUAUAAAGAUCUCUAACGUUUCUUUGGCCGACUCCACAGAUUUGAGAGUCAUUCUGUCGGUGUUGUACAUCAUCACAGAAACAAUUCGCGACGAGAAAGAAAAAGAUUCUGAGGAUUAUAAGGCCAUUGCCGAAUCCUUUGUAAAUGAAAUCAAUAGUCCUUUUGGGGAUGAGUUGUUGUCUGUAAAGCUCCUCGGGAUGAUCACUCGCUUUUGCAGCGGAGCUGCUCCACAUUUUCCCAUGAAGAAGGUUCUCCUUCUUCUGUGGAAGAUCUCCCUGGUUGGUUUGGGAGGCAUGGAAGUCUUGAAGAAUCUCAAGAAUGAAUACAGAAUGCGCUGUGAUCUUCCUCCAAAUACCGAGGACACAAUGGAGAUAACAAAAUGCAUGCGUGCAAGUUCGCCACCAGCCACGGCAACCGACAUACUCGACAACCAAAAUAUUAAACGCAAUGUCCUUCGUCGUAGUUUGAUUAAACAGCGAUUCCUUGAUGAACAAGAGCAAAUGGAUAUGGAAUUGCAAUCGGGUGAGGGUGAAGAAGAUCUCACUCAAUAUUUUCGGCCAUUCGAUGAUCCAUCGAAUAAUGGCAGUAAUGUUGGUGUUGGUAAUAAUGGUUGCCCUGGGAAUAACCAGCGCAAUGAAAUGCCAAUUCAUAUUACAACUCGAUUACCAUGGACACCGAAGGUGCGACAAAAAGAUGUUGAUCAGUUUCUCGAUAUAUCGAGGAAUAAGUUCAUUGGCUAUUCGUUGAUUAAUGAUCAUGAGAGUUUGGCUGGGUUGCCACAACCUAUUCAUGAAGGCGUGAAUACGCUAAGAAAGCAUAUGUACACAAGUUUGGCUGAUAUACAAAUUAGGAAAGAAGAGGAAAUUGCUAGGAAUCCGAUAUCGACACAAGAAGAUGAGAUUCAGGUGACACCGGCGGAGAUUCUUUAUCAGGCUAUCCUGCCGAAUCUCCCUCAAUACAUGAUCGCCUUGCUGAAAGUCUUGCUGGCAGCAUCCCCAACAUCCAAAUCGAAAACUGAAAGCAUCAAUAUCAUGGCUGAUGUACUGCCAAAAGAGAUGCCUAUGACAUUGACCCAAUCUACUCGAUUGGCCUACGAUGUGAGCCGCCACAAAGAAAUCAUUGUCAAGGCAGUAUCAGCAAUAAUUCUGCUCUAUCUCAAGCAUUUCAAGAUCAAUCAUAUUUAUCAGUUUGAAUUCAUGUCACAGCACUUGGUAUUCGCCAAUUGCAUACCAUUAGUGUUGAAGUUCUUCAACCAAACCAUCACUGAAUAUGUUAGCUCAGAAAAUGCCAUUCCUUUGUUGGAUUUUCCAUCGUGUGUCAUUGGCGAACAACCAGAACUAACCUGUGGCGAAAGUGUGGUCUACGGUGAUAAUUCUUUGGCGUAUUCCUGGCGUAAUGUGUUCUCCUGCAUCAAUCUACUGCGUAUUCUCAACAAACUCAUCAAAUGGAAGCAUUCGCGGGUGAUGAUGCUGGUGGUGUUCAAAUCGGCACCUAUUCUAAAGAAAACCCUCAAAGUGCGUCACGCUAUGAUGCAGUUGUACGUCCUGAAGUUGCUUAAAAUGCAGACCAAGUACUUGGGUAGACAAUGGAGGAAAUCGAACAUGAAGACCAUGAGUGCAAUUUAUGCCAAAGUGCGACAUCGUUUGAACGACGAUUGGGCUUUCGGUAAUGACUUGGAGUCUCGUCCGUGGGAUUUCCAAGCAGAAGAGUGCACAUUGAGAGCGUGCGUUGAUCGUUUCAACUUACGUCGAUAUCCAGAGGCAAUGCAAAAGUGUGGCGCAGGCAGCAAUGGCAAUACAGCAAAUGCUGAAAAUGCAAUCAUGGGAAAUGGCAUGGGCGGGGGUGGCGGAAGCGAUCCAAAUACCGUAGGACAGAGUCAAUACAAUGAAGCCAAUGAUGGCGUGUUCCCCAACGAUGAAAUUCUAUCGCACGCUGAUUUUGCUUUCUUCGGUCACAGUGGAUGGUGGGACAAGAAGAUCGAACUGACGGAUAACUUCAAGUCGAACUACACUUUGUGGCUGCAGGAUGAAGUGUAUAAUACUCAAAUUGACUGGGACGCAAUUUAAAAAUGAAAUAUAUGUAGAUCCUGCUUGUUUCGAUUAUAGUAACACACGCAUUCUUCAUACGCCACCAUUAAUCUUCCCCCACUGUUACCCGAAUCCACAGUGAUGUAGGCUUUUAAGUUUAUAUCUUUCCCUGACGCUGCUCGAUGUGCAAAUGCACUUUGUUUCUGUUUUAUUUAUUUGAUGGUAUUUUUUUGCGAUCGUUCAUAGUUGCUUGACUUUUUUUUAUGUUGGUCCUUCCUUCCUCUUCUUCUGCCCUCUCAACUUUUCCGGUGAUUGUUUAUGCCUGUUUCUCAUAUUAUUGUAGCUUAAAUCCAUAAGCUUACAUCAUUUCAAAAUAUAUAGUUCAUUAAUAGCGAAGUU